Messenger RNA from Chara braunii, 4706 nucleotides. The record is from the annotation of a GenBank genome assembly. Lineage: Eukaryota; Viridiplantae; Streptophyta; Charophyceae; Charales; Characeae.
UUACUUCAUUGUUGAAUCGAUCACUAAAUUAAUUAUGCACACCUUGUUGAAUGAAUGAGUAAUUAAUUAUGGGUAUCUCUGUGGUAUGGUGGAUCCUCAGUGAAUUUAUAGUCUACUUUUUUCGAAGCAGGGAGGUUGUGUUUGGAGAGGACGAAAAAAAUGCCGCUUCGUCUGGAGAUCAAGAGGGAACUUGCACAGCGUUCUGAUCGUGUGAAGAGUGUCGAUCUUCAUCCGACGGAACCAUGGAUUCUGGCCAGUCUGUACAGUGGCAAUGUGUAUAUGUGGAACCACCAGACGCAGACUCUAGUCAAGUCCUUUGAGGUGACGGACCUUCCCGUGCGAUCCGCCAAAUUCAUUGCUCGAAAAGAGUGGGUCGUCGCCGGCGCAGAUGACAUGUUUAUCCGAGUGUACAAUUACAACACGUCGGACAAGGUGAAAAACUUUGAGGCGCAUACCGACUACAUACGAUGUGUGGCGGUGCAUCCGACCCUUCCCUAUGUGCUGUCGUCGUCUGACGACAUGCUGAUCAAGAUCUGGGAUUGGGACAAGGGGUGGGUGUGCACGCAGAUCUUCGAGGGGCAUGCCCACUAUGUGAUGCAUGUGGCAUUCAACCCAAAGGACACGAACACCUUCGCGUCGGCGUCUUUGGACAGGACUAUCAAGGUGUGGAGUUUAGGAAGCGCGAAUCCUAACUUCACGCUCGAGGGGCACGAGAAGGGUGUGAACUGCGUGGACUAUUUCGGUGGCGGUGACCGACCCCAUUUGAUAUCGGGUGCGGAUGACAAGCUUGUGAAGGUGUGGGAUUACCAGACGAAGAGCUGUGUGCAGACACUGGAGGGGCACGCACACAAUGUCUCUGCGGUCUGCUUCCAUCCGGAGCUGCCUGUCAUCAUUACCGGUUCGGAGGACGGCACCCUACGGGUGUGGCACGCAUCCACGUACAGACUGGAGAACACGCUGAAUUAUGGGCUCGAGCGCGUGUGGACAAUCGGUGCCCUCAAGGGGUCCAACGUGGUUGCAAUUGGUUAUGACGAGGGUACGGUGAUGAUAAAGAUUGGGCGAGAGGAGCCAGUGGUGAGCAUGGAUGGGAAUGGUAAAAUUGUGUGGGCAAAGCACAAUGAAAUCCAGACUGUUAAUGUCAAGACCGUGGGUGCAGAUGUGGAGAUGAACAACGGUGAAAGAUUGCCUCUUGCGGUGAAAGACCUGGGCAGUUGCGAUCUUUACCCGCAGAGUCUGAAACACAACCCGAAUGGACGUUUCGUGGUUGUCUGUGGGGAUGGCGAAUAUAUCAUUUACACGGCGCUCGCCUGGAGGAACCGCUCCUUUGGCUCUGCUCUCGAUUUUGUCUGGUCGAUUGACGGAGAGUAUGCCGUCCGCGAGAGCACGUCGAAGAUCAAGAUCUUCAACAAGUCGUUUCAGGAGCGAAAGAGCAUCCGGCCCAUGUUUCUGGCGGAGGGCAUCUUCGGCGGUGCUUUGCUCGCCGUACGGUCGAAUGAAUUUGUCUGCUUCUAUGACUGGGCCGAGUGCCGAGUGGUUCGGCGUAUUGAUGUCGCUGUGAAGAACAUUCUGUGGUCCGAUAGCGAGGAGCUGCUGGCGAUCGUCUGCGAGGACAGCUUCUUCAUCUUGAAGUUCCAUCGUGAUGCGGUCGCCGCGCAUCUCGAUUCCGGAAGGCUGGUUGACGACGAGGGAAUAGAGGAUGCGUUCGAGCUACUACACGAGGUGCCGGAAAAAGUUGUAACUGGCCUUUGGGUCGGCGACUGCUUCAUUUAUAACAAUGCGCAGCUGCGUCUCAAUUACUGUGUUGGGGGAGAAGUGACAACCAUGUUCCACUUGGAUCGGCCGAUGUACCUCCUCGGGUAUCUUGCAAAUCAAAGCAGAGUGUAUCUCAUCGACAAAGAGUUCAGCGUCGUGAGCUACACGCUGUUGCUCAGCCUGAUCCAGUACAAGACGCUUGUUCUCCGUGGCGACAUGGAGGCUGCGGCGGCGAUCCUGCCGACCAUACCCAAGUCCGAUUGGAACACUGUGGCGAGGUUUCUGGAGGCGCGGGAGCUGCUUGAGGACGCCCUUCGGAUCGUGACGGACCUGGACUACAAGUUCGACUUGGCGUUGCAGCUCGGCAAUCUGGAUUGCGCACGUGAGGUUGCCGAGGAGAUGGGAACGGAAGUGAAAUGGAGACAGCUGGGAGAACUCGCAAUGUCUGCGGGAAAGUUUGAGCUUGCACAGGAAUGCCUCUGCAACGCUGUCGAUUUAAGUGGGCUGCUGUUGCUGUCGACGGCUAUGGGUAAUGUCAAGCGCAUGGAGGACCUCGGGCGGAUGGCGAAGGAGCAGGGAAAGAGCAACGUCGCCUUUCUGUGCUUGUUCCUGUCAGGGAAAGUUGAUGAGUGUGUAAGGCUUUUGUGUGCAAGCGGUCGCAUUCCGGAGGCUGCACUGAUGGCGCGAACGUAUGCUCCAAGUAUGGUCUCCGAGGUUGUCGAUCUCUGGCAUAAAGACCUGAGGAGAGUGAAUCAGAAAGCAGCAGAGUCGCUUGCCGACCCCUCGGAGUACCCAAACCUCUUUCCCAAUUUUGAAUGGGCCUUGAAAGCGGAGGAGCAGUUCAAGUUGUCGCGUGCACAUUUGGCGCCGGCGUCUGCGUAUUCGGAGAUGGCAGACAUUACUCUGCGGGAUCCUAUUGCGGAGAUAAGGGCAGCGCUUGAAGAGGGAAUGCUGCCGGUGACGGAAAAUGGCCAUGAGGGACAGGAAGAUCAGGAUGGUCCAUACAUGAGUCCGGAAGAAGACCUUGGAGAGGAUGACUACGAAGAAGUGGAGAAAAAUGUAGAGAGCGUGGAUAUCAGCGCUCCUUUAGAAGCCCGACCAUAAUUCUGCAGAAGAUGAAUGUGGCGUUGCAGCCGUUAUCGUUUCUCACCAGCAUUGUUCAUCUGCUCUGUUGUUCGCCGUAUGACGUUGCUUGCAUUGGGUGUCUGUCACCGGUGGUUUCAAUUUGCUGAACUCAGUGGGGUUCAUUGGCUGCCAGUUUGUUUUGUAUAUACUUUGCAAUGGUCCUGUAGGUCCAUGGCACCUAUGGUUGACCUUUCCUUCUGCGGUGCACCAAACCUAAAGCUUCAGAGGUUCAAUCUCUGAAGAAAUUGAGUUGCUAUCAGUAGCCAAGGACAGGGUUGAGGAAACCCAUUCAUUAGCGCAGAGCUGAUGAUUAACUGCUGUAGAUCUAUCCGAGAGCAAUCCGGAGCUGUUCUGGGCCAUGUUAGCAUCAGACAGUGAUAAGUUUCUCCCCCCCCAUACCCCACUUUGUGUGAAGGAUUUUAUUCCACUUAACCGUGCAUCCUCCCCCCCCCCUCCCCAACCCGCAACCCCUUUGUGAAGGAUGUAGGCAUGUAUGUAAGCCUAAUCAUUCGAUCCCUCCGCCUCUUCCCCCCCUUUCCCCCCCACCCCCCCCAAGGCAUGUAGUGGGCCUGCGCAUUUUCGAUUCCCAAAAGAAGAAAAGAAGAAAACCAAAAACAAAUGAUAGUGAUUUACGCGUUCCUUGCGCCUUUGUGACGUGAUAGCAAUAAGCUUGUGCUUUAGCGCACAUUGUGUGACACGUUGUGUGACAGUCAGUAGUAGUAACUACUGUUGGCCCUUUCUUUCUUUUUCUUUUUCUUUUUUUUUUUCCGGAGGGCGCAGGAGGGAAACACCGUUGGCACUUCAUCCUUGUUUGGAAGGUUAUCUCGGCGUUGAGUUUGAGAUCGGCUUCUUCAGCCUUCUUGUCUUUGGGCGCAAAGUUCCUUUUUUUUUUCCCCCCCACUUGAGGACGCGAUACGAGCGCGCUUUCCUACAGUGACCCUCCACGUUAAGGCUCCAUCUAUAUUGGUCCAUUGGAGGGGAGCUGUUCGUAAUAGCACUUGAAAGUCUGGUUCAUGACGAAGGCUCCAUGGAGAAAGGAAGAAGUUGCACACAUUGUGACGGACGGUCGGCAGCGACUUAACACCACCAGUCUCAGGUGGGAUCCUCCACAGAGUGUGAUCGUUUACGUGGAGGCCCCACUUUCAAUGCAGCGGCCUGCAAGCAGCCGGUUCGAUAGGUGCGGGAGUGGAAAAUUUGAUUCGGGAGAAAAACGGGGGGUGGGUUAAGUGUAUUUUCUGUUGGGACACUUUUCUGUCACAUGUUUACUCAGCAGUCUCAACGAGGUUUCUUCUGGAUGGGGCCUUUUGUGGCACACGUUUUCUCGGCGGUCGAGACAAGGUCUCAUUACCAACGGGCCCAGGUCAGCUGGCACACCCAUGAACUGUUGAAGUACAGACCUGAGUUUGAAUCCCAACGGAUUCAGAUGAGGAAAAUAAGUGUCUGAAUUUACCCUGGGGCUGCCUGGUCAUUUUGAAGCUGACAUCUCAAGGUCCUCUCUCUCUCUCUCUCUCUCUCUCUCUCUCUCUCUCUCUCUCUCUCUCUCUCUCUUUAAGGUUUCAUUGGGAUGUGGAUAUGGUCAUAAGGGGAGAUAACAGGAGUCUUGUGCAGGUCUCUCUCUCUCUCUCUCUUCUUUUUUAAGGUUUCAUUGGGAUGUGGAAAUCCAUUGGAUAUGGUUAUAAGGGCAGAGGACAGGAGCCUUGUGCAGGUCCUCAAUAAGUAUCUUGAACUAUCUUCAUCGAUGCCGAUCUUCGCCGAACAUUUGGGGGUUGAUCUUCUGGAUGAAAGGUGCCUCCGUGACAAGAGGCAGCUAAUGAAACAGAAUUGGCGUU